AUGCAUCCAUGUCGGGACCUCCACCUCCACCUCGCCGUCUCGGCAACGGCGGUGCUCUUCUUCUCCGCCUCCGUCAUCCUCUCGGCCGUCCCUGCAGCCAGAGCCCAGCAGGAAACCGAGCACGAGGAAGAGUUCAGCUACUCGCCGGACGCGGAGAACGGGCCGGCGCACUGGGGCCAGAUCAAGGCGGAGUGGUCGGCGUGUGGCAACGGGGAGAUGCAGUCGCCCAUCGACCUCGCCGGGCCGCGUGUGACCCUGGUGCGCCGCCUCGGCCACCUCAACCACUCCUACGCCCCCGCUAACGCAUCCGUCGUCAACCGCGGCCACGACAUCAUGGUGCGGUUCGAGGGCGACGCCGGGAGCGUGUCCAUCGACGGCACGGCGUACCACCUCCGGCAGCUGCACUGGCACGCGCCCACGGAGCACAGCGUCAACGGCCGCCGGUACGACAUGGAGCUCCACAUGGUGCACCAGAGCGCCAAGAACAAGACCGCCGUCAUCGGCGUCUUCUACGAGAUCGGUGCCCGCGACGCCUUCCUGCACAAGCUGGAGCCAUACCUGGAGAUGAUCGCCAAGCAGCCGGAGAGGGAGGAGAAGGUGGGCGUGGUGGACGCCAGGGGUGCCAGGGGGAGGGCCAGCGUGUACUACCGCUACGUGGGCUCCCUCACCACCCCGCCAUGCACCCAAGGGGUCAUCUGGACCAUCGUCAAGCGGGUUCGUACCGUGUCGCGGCAUCAGCUGGAGCUUCUCCGAGAGGCUGUCCACGACGAAAUGGAGAAGAACGCGAGGCCGCGUCAGGAGGUGAACAACAGAGACAUCAACAUGUUCUGGCCUAUCCAGCAGAAUAAGCACUGA
This is a messenger RNA of Triticum turgidum subsp. durum (durum wheat), 855 nucleotides long. The record is from the annotation of a GenBank genome assembly. Lineage: Eukaryota; Viridiplantae; Streptophyta; Magnoliopsida; Poales; Poaceae.